AUGUUGUUACUGGAAGUGCGCGUGAAAUGAGAUCAAUAGAAAUCUCAUAAGCAAAAUUGUCUGAUAGCAUCAAAUAAUCGAAAAAUAUAAACAACUAUGUUGCAGUUUAGCAAACAAUUGUUGAACAGAAGUUUGACAAACAAUUUCAGCUCAACAACUGCGGUCUUGGCUGGAAGUCAAGUCCAAAGUACUUCAACGAUUAGAAAUCUUAAUCAAUUCAACAACAUUGGCAACAACGCUGAGAAAGUCAGCAACAACUUGUGCCAUAAGCGAUUGUCGUCGACCAGUCAAAGUUCAACCUCCAGCAGCAUGAAGCGUUUAGCAGGUAAAGUCGCUGUGGUCACCGCUUCAACAGACGGCAUUGGAUUUGCCAUUGCCAAGCGUUUGGCUGAGGAUGGAGCCGCCGUUGUGAUCAGCAGUCGCAAGCAAAAGAAUGUUGACAAUGCCUUGGCCGAGCUGCGUAAAUUGAAUCUGAAUGUUCAUGGACUCAAGUGUCAUGUUAGUGAAGCUACUGAUCGCAAACAGCUUUUUGAUGAGACCAUUAGCAAGUAUGGAAAACUAAACAUUUUGAUAAGCAAUGCAGCCACAAAUCCUGCUGUGGGCGGCGUACUCGAGUGUGAUGAGAAAGUGUGGGACAAAAUCUUUGAUGUGAACGUGAAGAGUUCAUAUCUGUUGGCCAAGGAAGCGUUGCCCUACUUGCGACAAGAGAAGGGCUCCAGCAUUGUGUUUGUCUCUUCGAUUGCGGGCUACGAUGCCUUUGAGCUUCUCGGCGCCUACUCGGUGAGCAAAACCGCACUCAUUGGACUCACAAAGGCAGCAGCCAAGGAUUUGGCACCCGAGGGCAUACGUGUCAAUUGCCUGGCACCCGGCGUCAUACGCACUAAGUUCUCCAAGGCACUGUAUGAGAACGAGGCGGCCAAUGAAGCAGCACUCAGCAAGAUACCCAUGGGUCGACUGGGUACCAGCGAGGAGAUGGCUGGUGUGGUUUCUUUCCUGGUAUCCGAAGAUGCUGGCUACAUAACUGGUGAAUCGAUUGUCGCCUCUGGCGGGAUGAGUGCGCGUCUCUAAAGU
Messenger RNA from Drosophila albomicans, 1071 nucleotides. RefSeq names its product dehydrogenase/reductase SDR family member 4 (gene Dhrs4). The record is from RefSeq and is a predicted model, not a curated record. The transcript has 3 exons. Gene Ontology annotation, molecular function: carbonyl reductase (NADPH) activity. The coding region runs from base 97 to 1068 and encodes 323 amino acids. NCBI's taxonomy places the organism in Eukaryota, Metazoa, Arthropoda, Insecta, Diptera, Drosophilidae.